Molecule: messenger RNA, 2330 nt
Organism: Electrophorus electricus (electric eel)
Lineage: Eukaryota; Metazoa; Chordata; Actinopteri; Gymnotiformes; Gymnotidae
Product: GTPase IMAP family member 7
Molecular function (GO): GTP binding
Source: RefSeq, a predicted model, not a curated record
CCAAAGCUUAGACUUAAAACAGUUUCUCAUGGAUGUGCAUUAAGAUACAAACCAGUGAACAGUUUGAGUGAGAGAGACGGCAUGAGAGGGGAAAAAGACAGUACGCACUAAAAGUCAUGUGUCUAGGAGACUUUCUCCUGUGCUUUUUUUUUUUUUUUUUUUUUUUUUUUUUUUGCUAGUACAGCACAGUAGUCGCAAGAGAACGAGGAAGUGCUGUGGAACAAAGCUCUAACACACUACAACACAAGGACACUAACGCAAAUCUCUCGCUCAGAGACCAUGGAGGACACUACAGCACAGAGCAAAGCUCAUGGGAUGGAAGGGGAGAUGGAGAAGAGCAGACUAAGUGAUCCUGUGGAAGAAGAGGGUGACUUGAGGCUGGUGUUGCUGGGCUGGGCCGGCACAGGGAAGAGCAGUGUGGGUAAUACCGUCCUCGGCUGCCCAGUGUUUGAAACCCGCUGUGACACCACCUCUGAGAAACCAGUUACCAUGAAGUGUGAGAAGAAAUGUGUGACCAGGGCAGGGAGACAGCUUGCUGUGGUGGACACUCCCGACUGGUUCUACUCAGAGUGCUCCCCAGAGGAAGUGCGGCGCCAGCUUGCUCACUGUGAAUCCCUGUCUGCCCCGGGACCCCAUGCAUUCCUCCUGUGUGUCUCUGUGCAUCAGUCAAACAAACUGGAGCUCCAAACUCUAGAUGCCUUAGAGAAGGUAUAUGGCCGAGCAGCUAUAAGCAAGCACACAAUUAUUCUCUUCACUCACACAGACAAGCUUCCAAAGGAUCAAACCCUGGAGGACCACCUUAGUACAGAGCGCACAGACCUGCAGGAACUGGUGGAGAGGUGUGGGGACCGCUACCAUGUGUUUGGGCUCGGAGCAGAAGGGGAGAUCGGGGCAAAAGAGAGAGACAGUGUGGAGAAGCUGAUGGAGAAGGUCGAUGAGAUGGUGAAAGAGAGUGGGGAGGAAUUCUACACCUUACCUCCACUCUUCCGGAUGGAGGGGAGAGCGAAGGAGAGAUAUGGAAUUGAGGAGUGGGCAGAAAGGAGUGAAGAGGAAGAUCUGUCCAUUGUGAGGAGGAAAAGAGGUGCAGAGGAGGAAGACUCACUGACAGAGGAGGAAAGGAUCGAGGAGGAAGCUGAGGGAAAAACAGAAGAUCUGGAGGUAGAGGAGGACCUCAGUGAGUCUCCCCCCGCUCCCCCACCCCCGUUCUUGCACUGGAUGUGGGAUACCAUUGUUUCUUGGGUGCUCUGGCUGCCCAGCCUGGUGAGGGGCAGCACUUUAAUUGGUUCCUUUGUAGGGAUGUUCAUUGGGGGGAUGUUUGGAGGCGCAAUGGGGGCUACAGUGGGCUCUGUGGCCACUGAGGUAGGCAGACGUAAGAAAACCCAGAAAACAAAAUCAAAAUAACUUAUAUGCAUUAGAACACUUUAUGGAACAUAAAUUUAGCAAAGACCCAAAUUCAUACAAAGCUAUGGGCUCAGGUGAGCAAAUGGAACAAUCUACAUUAGUUUACUGUAUGUUUUCAAGCUUGGUUCUUAUACAAUGAGUAGGUUUUUGAGCUAAAAAGAGUUACAUUCACUUAAUAUAAAACUUAUAUAAUGCCUGGGAUAAUCAAGCACUUACCAAAGUAGAAACUAUUGUCAGUAAUGAUACAAAGUGAAAUUGUUUGCAAGAAAAAUUUGUUAACCGCACAGGUUUGAGCCUGUUCAUUUAUUUACACGACUUUGAAAUGCCUGGUCAAUGGUAGAAGGGUAUUUUGUGGUGCUUAUCUCUUGAAAAGAGAGAAGAGAAGAAUAUUAUUGUUGGAACAGACCUAAAACAUUUUACAUGACAAAUAAUGGCUGGAUUUAAAAGGUGUUUAUAGGAUAAACUGUUUCAUAGGGUACAGUACACACACAACCCCAAUGCUCAUGUUUAUGCUAACUCGUCAUGCACUUCAACAGGAACACCAAUUUAAAUAACAGUGCUUUGAAAUUUCUAUCACAGUCAUUUUUACUGCACGUACUGUAAAUUUGUACAGGUUGUAUUGUUUUUUUUUAAAUAACUUCUAUAAGCGUGUAACUAAUUGCAGUUAACAUUAGAAUACAACACGCUGUGUGGAAGCUGUUCUAUUGCUGCAUUAGCGAUCCCUGUCCCAUGUUAAACAUACAACACAUGCUGUUUAAAUAGCUUUUUGUUCUACAGUGAAGAACAUCUGUAUUCCACCGGUCUUUUGUCAACAUCUUAUUGCUUUGUAGUAUAUGAUUUGUUUACAAAUGGAUUACAAAACACUUUUUGUUGCUGUAUGAAAACAUAAAAAUAAAACUAAAUAAUUUAAGUAAUCCACUAAUAACUCA